This is a messenger RNA of Nothobranchius furzeri (turquoise killifish), 5974 nucleotides long. RefSeq names its product family with sequence similarity 53 member C (gene fam53c). Lineage: Eukaryota; Metazoa; Chordata; Actinopteri; Cyprinodontiformes; Nothobranchiidae. The record is from RefSeq and is a predicted model, not a curated record. Gene Ontology annotation, cellular component: nucleus. Gene Ontology annotation, biological process: protein import into nucleus.
CCCCUACCGGUACCGUGAACGUUAUUUAUGAGUGCCCGCGCCGCUCACGGGCGUGUGCGCGCUGGCUUUGGGUUAUUAUGUUGGAAUAAUCAGAACCGAUGUGCGGGUCGGUCCCGGUCCCUGAGGUCUCCGCUCCGUCUGCUUGAAUCCGCGCUUUGAUUCAUCGCGGUGAGUUCGGUUUGGUUCGGUGGUGUCUGCAAUACUGGGUCAAUACACCGAGCCGCCUCCUCCUGAGGUACGUUGGCAGGGCAACAGCUGACUGAGGAUGUCAUCGUGGUAGUGGGCAGGGCUACAUGGCCCGCAGGUGGUAAGGAGGUGGAGUUGCAGCCCCACCCCCUCCCCAUUUAUCAUCCUGUCACAGACCAAUCAGACGGACAAACAGACAGACAAGGUUCCCCCCUCCCUCUUUCCCCUCUCUCUUUCCUAUUUUCUCCCCAUCCCACUCCCUCCCCCCUCCCUCCCCUGUCUCCCCCCUCCUCCCCUGCGACCAUGUUGUGGUCACUCUGCUGCUGGAGAACCUGAGGAACCAGAUUCUGGAAGGUGACCCGGCUCCACCAGGGGACUUCUACCUGUCCCUGCUGGACCCUAGAACCCUGGCAGAGUGCUGGCCCCCAGAUGGCUUGAUGCCUGAGAGCAGCUACUGGCAGCUCUGUCCUCCCUCCAAAUCUGGCCUGCAGGGGGGGUUACUGAGCUCUAGUUUCCCCCCUGGCCCCAUCCCCCUGGUGCCCCCGGAUGCCCACCUUCAGGAUGGAGCUGACUCCCUGGACGGGACCUCCUCUCAGCCCCAGCAUCACCGGCUCCUGGCGCCCAGUACCUCAGCAUCUGACCUGUCCCUUCCUGGAGCGGCCGGACCGCCCCCCCCAGGGCUCGGACCCCACCCCCCUCCUCCCCCGCCCCCCAAGCGUCACUGCCGUUCGCUGUCGGUACCAGAGGACCUGUCGCGCUGCCGAUACACAUGGAGGCCAAGCGCUUCACGGGUCUGGACACCUGUCAGUCGCCAGCAGUGCCACGGAGGCACUGGUGGAGGGGCUGCGGGUGGGGCCAUGGGGGGAGGGACCAUAGGAAUGGGUCCAUCAGGGGCCGGAGCCUGUCCUCUUCGGGCCCCCAGCUCGUCUCUGAACUCAUCACUGCAUUCCUCCUCCAGUCCCACCUUUUUCAGCCUUGCAUUGUCUCCAGACUCGCCGCUGCCUUGGAGCUUCCCCUGGGACCCCAGCGAGGCAGCAGCGGGGGGCGGAGCCUGCUGCUGCUUCUUCCCCUCUCCUUCUUCCUGCUCAUCAUCCCCCUCCCCUCUGCACCCUCCUCCACCCCCCCAGAGGCGCUUUUCCCUUUCUCCGGUGCUCAUCAGAGACUCGGCAGCCUCCACCAUCUUGCCACCGACCCCAGUGCCGAGCCAGGCAACGCCGCGUCUGCAGGGCUGCACCCCCACAGGCGGAGCUGCUGGGGGGGUGGCGGUACCUGCCUCCCCCUCCUCUGCGUGCAGCACGCCAUCAUCUCUCCGCCGAAACCUCCCUCCACAGUUGCCGCGCUGCCACUCGCAGCCCUGCGACCUGCUCCUGCUGAAACCUGGUUUGAAGCGGCGCCGUGACCCCGACCGGCCCUGCGCCCGACCCGUCCUCGACUUCACCAAGAUGACCCAGACACGCAGCAUCGACCCGCAGUGCCUGGAACGUGGACCUGGGAGGUUGUCCUGCGGUGGGGACAUCUGUAUGGGUCUGGAGACCUUCAUGGGGGACUUCCGGCGCUCCUGUUCGCCAGCCGAGUGCCUGGGCCGGACCAGCAUCGGACCGCUGAGCGAGAGCGAUGAGGAGUGUCGUGAGGACGAGGAGGAUGAAGAGGAGGAGGAGGCGGGUGAACGUGAGGCCGCGCAGCAGGCGGUGUUUGAGAGGGACUGUACAGAACUGGACCUGAACUUGAUAGAAGAAAACUGACCGGUCUGUAAGUGAAGGCUGUUCUGUUUUUUUUAUUGAGUUUUAUUUUGAAAGGAUCUGACCCCACCCUCCUUCCCGGAUUGCCAUCAUCCCGGCACUCCUCUCCACCAAUCAGCAAAGCUCUCAGGAACAACAUCUUGUCCCCUUGGAAGAGCUGAUGAACGACAGUUAUGAUGUGGCUGCCUGCGGCCUCACCUGCACAGGUAUGCUCCAGUCCAGGUGCCGCUCCGCAGCCGACCUGAAACCACAUCACCACUCGUACCAGGACCUGUCCAGAUACUCAGACCAGGACCCAGGCGGUGUUCAGGCUGAACCAGAACGGCUUAGUCUGGAUCCAAGCCUCCUGAACCCUUCAGAACAACAACUAUAAUUAUUAUCACAUUUAACAGACUGUUGGUGCUGAACAAGUGAUCAACUUCACUGGAAAACCAUUUUUAAUGAUUAUCUCUGAUUCUGACGGGUCACUCUGAGUGUUUCAUGCAGGCUGAACAUAAAAAUAGUCUCCUACAUCUAUCUCCUGCAGUAGCUUCUGAUAGAAAACAGAAACUCUGGGAUAGGAAAGCCUGACAGAUCUACGUCACACUGUCACUAACGUUCAUGCACGAGAGGCAGGUUGCACCAAGUAUUCCAGCCUGGAUGUGUUUCCUGUUUAAAGCAUCAGAGCUGAUUUUAUUCUGUUGUUAACGACAUCCUAAGACCCAGACCAGCUGAUCUGGUUUACCUUGUUACAGGUAAAAGGGAAUUUUAGCUGAAACCAAUCUUUGUUUGGCUUUCCUUAAAUUCUCCCAAAGUUUCAAUAGUUUUAAAUGUCUUAAAGAGCAAGUCACCCCCUACCAGGGUCUGACUCCACUCCCACUUCCUUCAAAUGCUGUUGCCUGGCAGACAGAGAGGGCGGAGCCGCUAACAAAUGCACACAGGCUCACAACGGCAUUGUGACAUUAUAAUGUACCAGCUAACGUCAUAGUGUACCUCUGAAGCCUGGGGCACACCGGAGAUAGAUGCGCCGCAGUUUUGAGAUGUCAGCUGGUGACAGGACGCGCCACGCCGCCGUGCGCUUCUUCGAAAGUCGCACCAAAGCCACAGCGUCACGCGGGACUCUUUUGUUUUUACGUGAUCAGACUUGCCGUCGUGUUUUGUGAGACUAAUUCAUUAAAAAUGGUUAAGCGCACUAUUUAUUAGUAUAUUUUAAGAUCAGUAGUACGUAAAGUUAUCAAAACCAUGGCUGGGUUUGUGCCGUGGAGCCGUUCCUCGUCGUAUGUCUGUUGUGAAGAACUCCACAAUGCUGUAAACAGCCACGGCGCUUGAUAAAGAACUGGUGCCAAUCUUCAGUGCCUCCGGUCCGUGGAGCUCCCUGUGUAGCCACUCUCAUUAAUGCAGCGGUGCUCAAUGGCCGCCCGCGGGCCGCGUCUUUGUGCAGCGUUUUUACCUGAAGACGGCGCGACACUUGACAGUUUUAGGCAGAAUGUUUAAAUUUGAACUAAAAUGCACUAAAGUGCCAAAAUAUUGAGCACAUGUGUCCACAGCACUCAUUUACAGUUUAUCAGCAAAAAGGGUGGAUUUGAGGGUAACUUGCUCUUUAACUUUUAUUCUGAAGGUCUCACAUUUUGCCUGAAUCUGGAAGAUGUUUAGUUUUACCUGCACAGCCUUAAAACAAACACUUCCUGCCUGAGUCAUGUGACCUGGUCGUGGUGAUGUGUUCAGGGUCGCUGCUGUCCUGUCGAGGCGCCUGUAAGUCUUUACUGAGGGCACGAAGCCACUGAUGCUGUUGUCUGCCUGAGCUUUUGCACAUUCCUGUUGGACGUGUUCACUGAAAACACUGUGUGUGUGUGUGUGUGUGUGUGUGUGUGUGUGUGUGUGUGUGUGUGUGUGUGUGUGUGUGUGUGUGUGUGUGUGUGUGUGUACGUGAGCUCAGACAUCCCUUGGUCAUGUGAGUUUUGUGUUGAGACAGUUAACAUGAAUUGUGAUUAAAUGCUGAGGUAUAAAGUUAAAACAAGCAAGUGCCCCCUAGUGGCUGGCUCCAGUAAGGUUUAAAACCCCACCCACUCCACAAAACCGAGUGGGACGUUUUCCUGACUUUAAAGUAUACAGUUCCUCAGGCAUUGAGCUGGAAUUUGUUAUUUAUGUUUAAAACACAUUAAUGUUGUGUAGAUGAGGAGGCGGGGCUUUCAGCUGGGAGAGGCGGAGUCUCACAUACUGAAGUCUCAGGCUCCAGGUUCCAUCAUGGCUUCACUUUUCCCUAAAAGGGGAUUGCAAUGGCCAUCUUUAUCUUUUAUUUAUUUAUUUUUUACUUAUUUCUUAUUAAUUUAAUCUGAGUUUGAGUCCAGAUCAGCUGCUGAUAAUCUGAAGCACUUUUCUAAUUACUUAAUGAAACCUGAUUAAGUUUGGCUGAUUGAAAGCCUACAAAACAUGGAGGAGGCGGAGCUGGUGUGCGAUGUUCCACUUCAUCACCAAGGGGUGGAACAAGGGCUAUCUGAGGAACUAUAGGGAGCCUAAAUCCUGCCCACCUACUUUCGGACCACGGGUCCCCAGAAGAACGAGAAAAUGACGCAAGUCAACGGGGCUGAAAACGCUAUUUUCUAAUUCCGCUUGUUCUGCGCCAUGGAUUUCACACAUGAUGCUCGUGAAUUUUAAAGACGCAUUUUGAUACCAAGAACGCGCUUAUUUUGGAACUUGGGAACAAUAUUUUAGGUUUUGUGUGAAAAUAAGUCCAGGACUACAAAUGCACUUCGGGAAAGUGACGUCAUCGAACCAGACACGGAGAAAAACAGGGAAAAGGGCUGUAGGUUCAGCGAACUUCAAAUCCUUCCUCCAGGAGGAAACCACCAUAAAUCUGGUCACGUGGUACGUAGCAGCUACGCUAGGGGGGAGGAGAUUCUGUGACGUCACAUAUGCGAUUUUCACAAGUGGAUUCAUUUCAAAGCACGUGACUGGCGUGGUCGAAACACCCACCAUUAGUUUUCAUUUAAAUUGUGUGUGAUCCAGGGCGUGAGGCUAAGUGGGCCAGAAAGCUGUUUUAGCCCCGGUCAGGGACCCAUGAGCCGACACUUAGGCUCCCUAUUAACUCUUUAUUUUAGAUAAAUCGGUCCUCGACCCCAGAACAUCUCUACUUUAAAUUGGUUUUGUUUCUAAAACAUCUAAAGUUUGGUUUCUAGUCUGAGAUGAACAGAAAGCCCACGUCUGGAACAGGUGGGUUGUGAUGGGAGCUCCAGAGCCGCUCGCAUCCACGUGCUUGUAUUUGACUUCUAUACUUGUGUAAAAUUACCAGCAGCUGUCGGAGUGUUCUGGAGCUUCAAUGCCCUGCAAACAUCAAACCUUACUUUAGCUUUAGCGUUAGCUAAUGAAAUGUAGGCUAACGUUUUAUAAACGUUAGCCUGCUUGGGUCUGAAAACGUCGUGUUGGAGGAGCAGGAACCACCAACGAACCAAUGGUCCAGAGGGCGCUGGUGUGACUUCAGAUGGAAUCAUCAGUGUGCAGUUCCUCCGUCUGCCUUUGUGGGGCUGCGCUGCUCUUGGCGCGUGUUGGAAUUGUGAGGAUAAAUGGUAAAGUUUCAGGUCUUUUCCCGCCUCGUGUCCGCUUCAUUCCUGACUGCUUAAAUCCGGCUUCGGGCUCGGCACGUUUAAAGGAACGGUACAAACUUUUGAGAGCUUUUAUUUCUAUGUUCUGAUGAUGUUCCACCUCCUUUCUGUGUAUGAAGCGUGACGUCCAGCCGUGGUUUAAAGGGUCUCCCAGAACGUUGGCAGGCGGGUUUUUGUUCCACCUUCAUCUGAUUAAAACGCAAACCAGGAAAAGUCCCUCAGAUCCACCUGAUGUCCGAGUUUAAUGAAUAUCAUCUCGGUUUCAGUUUUUCACUCAAGCUAAGACAUCUUCUCCAGAUAUGUCCUGAUGAAGACGUCUGUCCCUGAUUCCAACCAGAGUCGUUUAGGAUGAAGGGCGUCUCUGUAGAGGAUCACAGUGUAGGGAGACAGUUAGUGUGGCUGUUUGCUACAGCUGGAGGAAUUUAAACUGAAAAACUUUGUUAAAGAAUUAAAGACCAGGUUCACUGAAAA